Messenger RNA from Amphimedon queenslandica, 410 nucleotides. RefSeq names its product WD repeat-containing protein 19-like. The transcript has 4 exons. Bases 12 to 266 code for a protein of 84 amino acids. NCBI's taxonomy places the organism in Eukaryota, Metazoa, Porifera, Demospongiae, Haplosclerida, Niphatidae. The record is from RefSeq and is a predicted model, not a curated record. Gene Ontology annotation, cellular component: cilium; intraciliary transport particle A. Gene Ontology annotation, biological process: intraciliary retrograde transport; cilium assembly.
UUGAUAUUGAAAUGGCUAUUCUUGCAUCACAGCAAAUGAAGGAUGUAUCACUAGUGUAUUCUCUCAAGGAAAUAUCUUCCAUUGAAGAUAGAAACCUUGUUGCUGGAUAUAUCUUUAUGUAUAAAGAUGAGCAUUCUAGAGCACAGGAGCUAUUCCUUGAAUCCUCUGAACCAACUGUUGCACUUGAUAUCCAGUGUGAUCUACUUCAUUGGGAUCAAGCCUUAGAGCUAGCCACAGCACUGGACCAUCUCGUAUUCCAAUGCUAAGUAGACAGUACGCUCAGCAGUUGGAGUCAAUGUAAGUACAUUGUAGCAAGAGUAUUCUUCAUUGAAUUAUACAUACUGUACAGUCACAUGUACAUGUAUUAUACAUGAAUACUAAUUAUAUGUAUUAAGAACAGGUCAUUCCUA